AUGCUCAAGCUCCAGCGAAUCCGACAAGGACCCAGCUCACGGGAUGACGACACUACGGACCCAGCUCCAGAUCGUCUCGAAAACCAUGCACUCAAACCCACUCCUUGCCGAAGACAGAUCAGCCCUCCUUGGGUCCCUUGCCGAACGGCACCCGCCGCCCGGAUUCCUUCCUCCUGGCAGCUGACUCAGAGCCCAGCUCCAGCUUGCCGAAGCUGCUGA
Messenger RNA from Prunus armeniaca (apricot), 219 nucleotides. The record is from the annotation of a GenBank genome assembly. NCBI's taxonomy places the organism in Eukaryota, Viridiplantae, Streptophyta, Magnoliopsida, Rosales, Rosaceae.